AGUGCCAUGAUUGCUGACUGGGUGUACUGGCUGUCCGGGGGCUCAGAGGAACACAUAAGCAAGCUCAUCAAACUGUAUUGGCAGGUGAGAACAGAUGGCCACAGAGCAGAGACGAGGGGCCCACCGCCCAAUCAAAAGCUCAAUGAAUGAUUAUUGCUUAAAAGACUGCCGACUGAGGUUGCUCUUUGCAUAUCAAUCAGGCAGAACGCUGCAUAGCAGUAAACGGUUUCUAAUUAACCAGAGCACAGCGGGGUGGCGCCUAGUGAACCUAACCUCAACACUGGCAAGCAAAGGUCAUCCAUGAAUCAGCCUCUAGACUACUGUAUGGUUACACAAACAUUGUCCACUCUCUAAUCUAAUCUUAAUGACCUCCACCACUACUAUCACACAAUUUACAGAAUUGACAGAAUACAUGUCAUGUGUUUGCUAUGUUUUCCAGUUUUUACUUGCCUGGCAUAUGUCUAGCGUCAUAACCAUGUAGUGCUGAAUAUAAACCCCAAGCUUUGUACAUCAGUUUCCAUAAGAUGUUGGAGGUUGGCGAAGGGACACAUGCAAACAUAGAGGGAAUUACACUCGCUGAAGUUGCUUUUCUGCACUUCAAGUUUAGCAGAGGAAAGGUGCAGAGUUUUUUUUUAAUUCGGAGGGCAAAAUGAAUGCUUUUGACCUUGAAAGUGGGUUUGUACGGAUCUGCAUUCGCUUGAAAUUGAGCCACGAUUUCCAUUCGCUUGAAGUGAGAUGAGUGUGGAAUAGCUUUUAGUAUACAGUACAUCAAGCACCUUCCGUUUUAUUCAUUUCCGUCCCAUGUGAAUUUCAAUACGUCUGUGUGUGUUUAUCCUGACGGCCCUUAAACUAGCUCCUAACAUCACAAACAGCCUUCUACCCACUCUGGGUUUCAAGUCCCUCAGUGAGAGGCACAGAUUUAGAACCACACUACCUCCACUUUGAAUGUUUCCUUUGUCAAAUUAGCAGGGGAGAAACUUCAGCCUUGUAUUGACGUCAAGGAGGCAUUUUGUUUUUCUAUCGCAUGUCCUUUUUUUGUAACGAUUUUAAUAGAUAAUAUUUUCAGCUAACUCAUUAUAUAUUUUAAUGCGAUACUGUCUCACUAAACAUGCACAUGGAAAUUGAUGUUAAUAUAAAAUCUGUUAGAGCCCUAGCUGUGGCAUUUGUUUCAGUGUGAUACAUUUUCUUUCCUGCUGACAAAUGGCUCAGAAGUUCUCCAUUGCUACAUCAAAACGCAACACCCCCAAAUUGAAUCAAUGGCCGUAAGUACUGUAGGAAGAUAAUGUUGUGUUUCUCUGGGUGGUCAGACUAAUGAAGCCUCAGCUCUUUCUUCUUCACUUAUCAAUAGAGGUGAUUAAUAAGGUAGCUAGCUAGCGAUCUGAAACUCAAAAUGAACUCAUUGACAUAUUACUGUAAUCUGCUUAUUCUAAUGUCAUCCGAAAUAAUAAGUGGAUGGAGAGCUGAAUUGUUUGGUAGGGUAAUAUUUCCCUUUAGUACCAGACAAAUGUCAAAGGUUAUGGGAAAGCCAAAGCCAUGCUAAUCCCCAAUCCAUAAUCUGUUCCCUCUCAUUCAGUGUGGAUUUAAACGGGGAAUAGAUUAGUCUAGGAACACCGUUAGUUUCCCAGUUGCAAUGUUUUAUUCAUCCCAACAACCCAAUGGAAAGCAUAGCAAUGUGAAAAUUCUUAAACAUUUUCUUGUUUACAAUUUUUUAAAAUCCCAGUCUAUGAAAGCACAGAAAACAGUGAGAACAAAUGCAACCUUGAAUGGCCAAAUCAGUAGAUCUACUGUAGCAGCUCUUGUAGCAGCCUGAACAAUUCAAUCAGCUCUGCUUUUAGUAACUUUAAUCAUUUUAGGAGUGUCUACCUCUGAAUAAGGAAAUCAGGGGAAUGAGUCACGUUGAUAACAAUGGUGCUCUCUCACCCCUCCUACUCCUUUUCCUCCCUCUCUUACUCUCUUCCCUCCCUCUCACGACUCCACAAUCCCAGGCUCUGUUGGACGAUGCGAUCACCAUGGAGGAUGGUUUCUCUGUCAUGUACACCCCGCACUCUGCUGGGGACUCCGUGGGGGAUUGCAUCGCCAUGGCUGAGGAGACCUUCAGGAAACAGCACCCCGCCUUCACAGACUACCUGUUCACAGGUAUGGAAUAUAGACCAGGGGGAAUGGGAGCGAGGCUUAGACUCUCAUCUCUAUGAGAUUCAUCCUUUAGAAAUGACAGAGCUCCCUCCAGUUGAAGUAGUGAGUGAGAUGAACCUUGUUUGCCCCCACACCUUCCUCUCAUCAGGAGGCCGUACUGUAACCUGUUCUCCUCACUGUCAGCCUGCAGCUCAGACUAGUCGGGGUGGAACACACACACUGCCAGUGCCUCAAUUAACCUGCCCUGCCUUCACUUCGCCUCAUCUUUCCACCAUCCCCUCCUAUCCAAAACAAAUGCAUAUCUACAGACCCCUGCCUAGUUCAAAUAAAUCCCCCUCUACCGUGGUUUAGCCACGUUGGCUGGUUACCCCCCCAUGGGCUGUCUGUUAAAUCCCCCAAGGAAGUGUGUUCCAAUUUGAGAAGUGCUGUUCCAUUAACUCUUAAAGAUGCAGUCCAUGAUCUUAACCACUUACAAAUUCGUAACAUAUUGUACAAAUUGGAAUUCGUAACGUAUCAUACAAAUUGCACAAAAACAUUUAUAAUUUUUUUUAAAUUGCAGGACGUAACAUAUUCGAAAUGGAUGACAUAGUACACAAUUGUGCAACAAUUUCGGGGAGCACUACUUUUAAAACUACUGGCUGAAAUAAUACAAAACCAAUGGAGACUCACUUUAAUUACCCUCUGCACUGAGACAUGGGCUCUGAAUGGUGCAUGUGUCCGUGGGCAGGUCCGAUUUCCCAAACUGCCAUGAGGCGAGGCUUGAGGUACAGUGUUCAGGAAGGUCAUCAGCAGGAAUGGUUGGAAGAGGGGAGGAGAGAAGAGGGGAAGGAAGAGGGAAGGGUAGUACCCACAGACAGUGGAUGAAAAGGGCUAAGGAUCUCUGAAGGCCUUGAUUAAAGUUAGACUUGCGCUCAGUUCUCUGCUUCCACCCAGCCAGGAUAACAAGCCAGGCCAGUAACCCCCAGUGACACAGGUCAGAGAGGAGUGGGGAGUGCUCUCUGGACCAGCCUCAUCAGUAACACCACCACACAGGGGAGGGAGAUAUAUAUAUAUAUAUACACACACACACACACACACACACACACACACACACACACACACACACAAAGACUGAAAGAGGAACAUUCACUUGAGUUGCUCCAGAAGUCUAGGCCACUGUACAUUAGCACCAUUAUUAUUAUUAUAAGACUCAGUGAGUCUUUCUGAAGUAUAUUGCUUUUUUGUAUUGUACAUUCACCAUGGAAACUCUGUAUUCAUAGACACAGCAGGGAACCCAUCAUCCAUCCAUCACCACUCUGUGGGUGAGUGUCUGUCUGGGGUGAAUCCUUUUAAGGCUAAUAGAAUUAGUCUGUCUCUCACACAUACUGUGCGUUAUAUUAGUCAUAUACAAAGAAAACUGAUUGGAUUCUAUUGAUUUGAGAGGAACAUGGUAGUACCUAUUAGAGUUGCUUCAAUGCAGAUGUAAAUGAGCUGUUAACUAAAUGUGGUGCAACAUAUCACUUCUCACUUCUGAGAUGUACUGUAUGUUUUUGAUGUACACUGUCCCUGUCCAAAUAAACAUAAUAAAUAAAUAGAUUAAGAUUUACCUUGAAUGUAUUCAUGUUAAUUACCCAGCCCUCCUGUUCCUCUCUGCCUGUCCCCCAGACCCCAGUGGAUGUCACCUGCUGCCCCAGACCACAGACUGGAGCAAUCCCCCAUCCACCCAGCAGAAAUACGUCCUCACCCUGGGCUUCAGGAGGGGACAGGACGGCAGCUUUCUCAGCAAACUCACCAGCAGGACCUGCCCCUCUUUCACAGCUACAGGUACUGUACAUCUAUCUCACUGACGCGUGACACUGCUGGCACACACAGAACACAGAAGUCUGUUGCUAGCAGCUGUAGCCACUGAGUUUGUUGUGCCGGCUACUGCAAUACUUACCAACUCUUAACUCAUGUAUGCCUUUCAGUUUGUAAAACUAUUUUUCAAUUUUGGAGUUUGUACAUCUGUUGGUCAUGCUUGUUUUAUUAUGAACUGAGAGUCGAUAGAGUUGUUUUCUGAAGUGGUUGCAGAUGAUGUAGAAUAUUGAAGUAUGCAGACAGACAGUUACAAGUCAGUGAACACCCUUGACAUCACACAGAGUGGUACAACUGUGACCUAACCCUUGAUCUGGUGAUCAUGUCACACUGUCAGCUCUGUGUCCUCACAGCACCUUCAUACUCACAACACCAAAGAGAUCCCACACACACACACACAUUUUCUCUAAAACAGACACACACUUUUCAGAAUGAACAAACAGCAAUGCUGCCGAGAUACAUCAUAUUUAUUAGCGACUAUUCAGGCAGGGUUGUUGCAUACCACAGUACUGCAGGCUUAGAACACUAAGUCGGAUGAUGGUAUGGAAAUUGACCACAGGCUUUCAGUUCAUUACAUUACUCAGCUGGGCAAUUUUGGAAUUAGUGGAUUUGUCAUUUGACCCCAGUCAUCUUGCAUUCAUUACGUCAAGGGGGACAGGUGAAAUAUUGACACUGUUGGAAUGGAACAGAAAUAAGAGAUCUAGCGUCUGUAUUAUGCAUUAACAUUACACUUCACAUGGUCUAGAGCAGUGGUUCCCAACCUUUUUUGGUUACUGUACCACCAACUCAAUUUUGCCCUUGCCGGAGUACCCCUGAAGUACCCCCUCAUGUGCAUUUUACCAGUAGGCCUAUGGUCUCAUGAGUCUUCUCAAGUACCCCCUGUGGAUUGGCCAAGAACCCCCCAGGGGUCCUCGUACCCCUGGUUGGGAACCACUGGUCUAGAGAGAGCAUACAGGAGAGAUGUUGUAGAAUUGACUGCUCUGCACUAACAAAGAUUAUAGAUGUAAUCUCCAUGUGAGUGUGUGUGUGUGUGUAAGCCGGCUUCUAUCUUUGUCUGCUUGUUCAGUUCCUCGGUAGAGGAGUGGACAGACAGAGCUGAGGAGGUCAACUGUGCUGUAGUCGUCUGCUCUGUGCUCUGUUAAAAGGGGUGGGGGUAGACGGGGGGGAAAUCGAUGCCUUUGUGUAAUGUAUCAAAGACAUGGGCACUGCAUGGGUCUGUUAAGCCAUCGGUCAUUUGCCGCUGGUGCAGGGGGGGUGGCUUCUGAGCUCACCAUAAGGGGAUGUCACCACUGCAGUGUGCGUGUGUGCUGCUGCUGCUCUGUGUGAGUCAAAAACACAGAACCAGACACACCAUCAAUCCUGCAUCUCUGAUGAAGAGCAGUUGCCUACAGUACAUUGUUAUUUUGACUGAAGGAGCUAGUCUAGAUUUGUUUUUGCUAGACUAGCUAUACAUACUGAAGUACAGGUACAAUAAUUGAUAGUGUCUUAAACCAUAGUGUUGAUUAGCUGUAAUUUAUGUGUACUAAAGUAAGCUGAGUUUGAGUUUAAAGCUGAGUCUGUGGAUGUUGACUGUAUGUUUAUUUGUUUGUUUGUUCAGGACCCAGCGCCUCAUUCAGCCCCAGUAGCCCAGAGGACAUGGAGCGGCUGUGUGACACGUUCAGCAGGAGGAUCCUACCAGUCUUAGAUUUUAUUAAGUGCACCAAACUAGCUGUGGGUAUACGGUUACAUGCUUUGAGUGGAGGAAAAUAGAGCAACCAGAAUCGAUAGAAAGAUAGGUCCUAUAAGGUCCUUAGGCGCUACUAUAAAGAGUGAUGCUGUACUGGUAAACACUCCUGAUAGCAACAAAAGGUGCUGAAACACUGUGCACCACGUGCGUUAUCUGUCAAUUACCCUCUCUUCUCGCUAAGCACAGGCAGGAUGCUGUGAAGGUUAUCACGCCUCGGUCGUGGCUAGGUUGAUAUAGACUCAUUUCCCUGUGCCUUGGUAAGAGACUGCUAGGCAGCAGCGUUAAGAGACGGCUAGGCAGCAGCGUUAAGAGACGGCUAGGCAGCAGCGUUAAGAGACGGCUAGGCAGCAGCGUUAAGAGACGGCUAGGCAGCAGCGUUAACAUUUUACAUUUUACAUUUUAAGUCAUUUAGCAGACGCUCUUAUCCAGAGCGACUUACAGUUAGUGAAUACAUAUUUUUUAUUUUCUUAUACUGGCCCCCCGUGGGAAUCGAACCCACAACCCUGGCAUUGCAAACGCCAUGCUCUAUCAACUGAGCUACAUCCCUGCCGGCCAUUCCCUCCCCUACACUGGACGACGCUGGGCCAAUUGUGCGCCGCCCAUGAGUCUCCCGGUCGCGGCCGGCUGCGACAGAGCCUGGAUUCGAACCAGGAUCUAGUGGCACAGUUAGCACUGCGAUGCAGUGCCUUAGACCACUGCGCCACUCAGGAUUAAGAGACGGCUAGGCAGCAGCGUUAAGAGACGGCUAGGCAGCAGCGUUAAGAGACAGCUAGGCAGCAGCGUUAAGAGACGGCUAGGCAGCAGCGUUAAGAGACGGCUAGGCAGCAGCGUUAAGAGACAGCUAGGCAGCACUGGUAAGAGACGGGUAGGCAGCACUGUUAUGAGCUGGAGUAAUCUGUCAUAUUCUUCAAGCAAUGUUUGUUCAGAUGCAUCACAGUAACUGUAACUUCAUUUCAAACGCUUUCACACGUAGUUUGUAAUUUAAUGUGGCAGUAGUAUACCCACUUAUUUCCUAAAAUCCCUGGAAUUGGUGGAGUAAGAAAAUGUUCUGUAAUAGCGCAACAAUGGUUGUUUAUUUCAGGACAUAAUGUGGAUCAUGAUUACUACAUUUUCAAAGACUACAUUUCCACAAUGAAGAUGAGUUCUAGGAGGACUGUGGUGUCCUUGAUGUAUUUUGUUGUUACUUUAAUCAUCCUUAUAAAGAGGAAGACCAUAGAAACAUGUAAAAGGAAAGUACAGGUUAUGUGGAGAGCAGAACUAAACGUACACAAGGCUCAUCUCUUUGAGAUCUGAGAGGAACUAAUGAUCGCUUUUUCUAAAGGAUAAUUUGAUGUCAUUGAUUCACUCAUAGCAGCUCUCUCUUGCUCACCUGAAGAGAACCACACACACACACAUACAUACACACCCCUUUCUACCCAUGUAUGUACUAUAGCCAUUAGUUGUACGGCUAUUCAGUGAUGAAUUAAGGUGUGUGUUUUGAAAGGGAAUGAGCAGUAAUGAAUGGAGUAGCAUGGAGUUUCAGAUUGGCUUGUAACAAAGACUUUGUUGGGAGGUUGUUUGCACUGUCGUUGUUGUUGUUGUUGAGAUGUGCUCGUCCCUAGUAAUUGGAGUGCUCAUUUCUUGCAGUGCAGGCCAGACCAGUUCCCUGAUUGGUGUGCUGUGUCUCGAUCCUGUCUCAGGAUUACUAAGCAGCAUGUGGCCUAAGGGAGUCACACAAUCGUAUCACACACAUGCACACACAUUCACACACACAGACAGGGAGACACACACAGACAGAGAGAGAUACACCCAGAGCGAGAGAGACACACAUACUGCUCUCCCCUCGUGGCCCCUGGCAGCAUGGCUGCAGGUCAAGCGGACUCUUCGCCACCACAUAGACGGCCCUGUCACCGACAAACACACUCUCUCUCUUCCCACUGCUCUCAAUAAUUCAACUGGCUGAUCACUGACCCCUUUUUUUCUCCCCUUAAGAUGGACAAUGCAAACUAAAGAGGAGAUUUCAUUUGGAGCCGCACAGCAGAGCUCUGGCUGUCGAUUUCAGAAGCAUCAUGAUUGUAUUACAUCUGCAUCUGUGACACCGGCUCUAUGAGCUGCAGUGACACAAUGGUUAUUAAAUUAGUCACUCUGCAGCUGAGAAGGCUCAAAGAAAUCCUAUUAUGUUGCUAUUGAUAAAAACGUGAUCUUUCAUCUGCAUUCUGUUAUGAUGCGUCUAGACAAAUUUGGUUUGAACACCCUCCAACAAUUAGUGCACACAAUGCUAAAUUAUGUGUAAUUUUGAAAUUGGGAUGGGUUUUUCACGUCUGCUACUUUAGAUGUAGUAUUUUAAAAGAUUUGUUCAUGAAAUACAUCUGGGUCAGGGUUAAACUCCUCAUAUAGGAACAGUUUAUGCUAACAUACAGCGAUGUAGCUGAAAAUACUUUACUGUAGGCACCAACAAUUAGAUAAUCUGCGUAGUUUAACUAGCAACAUCAUACAUGCAGGAAAAGCAUUGGCAUAGAGGUGGUAGUAAAACGAAUUUAAAUACUGUACAUAAUUACUAUAAAAAUCUAACUCUAUUGCUGCACUGUUUGCCCUUGUGCUGAUCUGCUCUGUAGCAUCCCAAACAUUGCAUGCGAAGGGUGGGGGGGAGUAGUACAAGAAAAUAAUUAUAUGAAAUAUUCAGGGAGAGCUAAACAAAACAGCAUAGCUUGUAAAGGAAUGUGUUGUUUUUUCCCUCCUUGGGAUGUUGAAAGUAAACCGAGAAGGGUGGCAGGCCGGGACAAAACAAAACCUUGAGGGCUGUGAGAGGAGGGGAAGAGUCCCACAAAAAGAAAAAGGAGGUGCUUCUACGAGUUGUAUUUCUCCCAUGUUUCCUUGUUUCUCACAUGCUGUGUUUGUUCCGAGACAUCAGGCAGGUUUUUCCCCAGGUUCUGGGCUUGUGGAGAGGCUGCAGUAUGCUGGCUACCUGGGACAGAUCCAACGCAGCAGGGAGCAGACCUCCAUCCUCCACCAGGCGCUGGCUGAGCUCGCUGUCGCCCCCUACCUGCAGGACCUCAGCCACGCAGAUACCACUCUGGUAAACAACUAGCGGUCUCUGGCCAAACUUUGAUAUGCCUACCGAGUACUGACUCAUCCUCUGUGCACUGACACGAAACAGGAUGCAGCAACCUCAACAUCACUCUGGUAAUAUCAGAGGCGGUACAGGGGUGGAUAAGAGGUCUCUCCUGGGCCUGAGGUGAUGUUAUCUAGGAUCACUUUAACAGCACACGUGAAAAAAAAAAACUAGGAUAAGAGAGAGAGAGAGACCUUUGCUUUUCCAGAGAGAGUAGAUAACAGGAGGGAACAGGGAAACAGAAAUGGAAGAGGUGGUGUAUGCAAGUCUCAUUCAGGUAUACAGUUUGCGGUGAUGCUGAAGCUCUAUAAUUGUCUCUUUACUAGAUUAGAGCCGCACAUUGGCUGUGAUAUUGCAACCAAAUCUACCAUGAAUAGAGACCAGGGGAGAGGGGCCAUGUUUGUUUAGGCAACAACAGCCAUGACAACUUCUACUACCACAGAUAUUACAGUACAGUAAAGGGGUCGCCUGUCGCAAACACUGGAGCCAUGACGAUGUGCCUCCUUUCAACAGGUAAGGAGCAAAAUAAUUAUAUUUCUGUCAGUGAAUCAAUUUAAAUACCCAGCUCUUCUAGUGGAUGUAAAUGGGUAGUUUGGCACAUUCACUCAGUACUGGGAGCCUGGGAGCUGCUCUGCUGUUCGUUUUAAUAUACAGUGAGGGAAAAAAGUAUUUGAUCCCCUGCUGAUUUUGUACGUUUGCCCACUGACAAAGACAUGAUCACUCUAUAAUUUUAAUGGUAGGUUUAUUUGAACAGUGAGAGACAGAAUAACAACAAAAAAAUCCAGAAAAACGCAUGAGGGAAAUAAGUAUUUGACCCCUCUGCAAAACAUGACUUAGUACUUGGUGGCAAAACCCUUGUUGGCAAUCACAGAGGUCAGACGUUUCUUGUAGUUGGCCACCAGGUUUGCACACAUCUCAGGAGGGAUUUUGUUCCACUCCUCUUUGCAGAUCUUCUCCAAGUCAUUAAGGUUUCGAGGCUGACGUUUGGCAACUCGAAUUUUCAGCUCCCUCCACAGAUUUUCUAUGGGAUUAAGGUCUGGAGACUGGCUAGGCCACUCCAGGACCUUAAUGUGCUACUUCAUGAGCCACUCCUUUGUUGCCUUGGCCGUGUGUUUUGGGUCAUUGUCAUGCUGGAAUACCCAUCCACGACUCAUUUUCAAUGCCCUGGCUGAGGGAAGGAGGUUCUCACCCAAGAUUUGACGGUACAUGGCCCCGUCCAUCGUCCCUUUGAUGCGGUGAAGUUGUCCUGUCCCCUUAGCAGAAAAACACCCCCAAAGCAUAAUGUUUCCACCUCCAUGUUUGACGGUGGGGAUGGUGUUCUUGGGGUCAUAGGCAGCAUUCCUCCUCCUCCAAACACGGCGAGUUGAGUUGAUGCCAAAGAGCUCGAUUUUGGUCUCGUCUGACCACAACACUUUCACCCAGUUCUCCUCUGAAUCAUUCAGAUGUUCAUUGGCAAACUUCAGACAGCCCUGUAUAUGUGCUUUCUUGAGCAGGGGGACCUUGCGGGCGCUGCAGGAUUUCAGUCCUUCACGGCGUAGUGUAUUACCAAUUGUUUUCUUGGUGACAAUGGUCCCAGCUGCCUUGAGAUCAUUGACAAGAUCCUCCCGUGUAGUUCUGGGCUGAUUCCUCACCGUUCUCAUGAUCAUUGCAACUCCACGAGGUGAGAUCUUGCAUGGAGCCCCAGGCCAAGGGAGAUUGACAGUUAUUUUGUGUUUCUUCCAUUUGCGAAUAAUCGCACCAACUGUUGUCACCUUCUCACCAAGCUGCUUGGCGAUGGUCUUGUAGCCCAUUCCAGCCUUGUGUAGGUCUACAAUCUUGUCCCUGACAUCCUUGGAGAGCUCUUUGGUCUUGGCCAUGGUGGAGAGUUUGGAAUCUGAUUGAUUGAUUGAUUGCUUCUGUGGACAGGUGUCUUUUAUACAGGUAACAAGCUGAGAUUAGGAGCACUCCUCACACUUUGAGUGUGCUCCUAAUCUCAGCUCGUUACCUGUAUAAAAGACACCUGGGAGCCAGAAAUCUUUCUGAUUGAGAGGGGGUAAAAUACUUAUUUCCCUCAUUAAAAUGCAAAUCAAUUUAUAACAUUUUUGACAUGCUUUUUCUGGAUUUUUUGGUUGUUAUUCUGUCUCUCACUGUUCAAAUAAACCUACCAUUAAAAUUAUAGACUGAUCAUUUCUUUGUCAGUGGGCAAACGUACGAAAUCAGCAGGGGAUCAAAUACUUUUUUCCCUCGCUGUAUGCCGUUUAGCAGACGCUUUUAUCCAAAGCUACUUACAGUCAUGCAUGGAUACAUUUUACGUGCGGGUGAUCCUGGGAAUCGAACCCACUAUCCUGCCGUUGCAAAUACCAUGCUCUACCAACGGAGCUACACAGUUCUCCUCUGAGUUUUCAGUGGUUGUCCGGCCAGAGAGCAAAAAAAACACAGUUUUACCGGCGAGCGCUCUCUCUCUCUCUCUCUCAGGAAAUGUUAUCAUUCAGAACACACACGCAUGUUGGUGAAUUGCCCCCAGAAAAGUCUCCUGUGUCUGGAGAAAUAGAAGGGGGAAAGGUAUUUGUGUAGUGAAAGCAGGAGCACCAGCCAGCCACCCCUUUGUGUGUGUGUGUGUGUUUUUGGUUUUACUAUCCUUGUGGGAAGAGUAAAACAAGGAAAAUUCUGCACUUCGCCGGUCCCCACAAGGAAAAAGGCUAUUUUAGAGUUAUGGUUACAAUAAGGGUUAGGUUAAGGGUUAGUGCUGCAGAUAAAUGGGCUCCAGAGUGCAGCCCUGUGUAUAUUACCUCCUCCCACGCACCUUGAUGGACGCAGGCAGGUCACCCGUGAUACAAGUCGGUAUUCGACAUCCAUCCAUGUCUGAGGACGUCGGGAGAUGAAAUGGAAACCGGCCACUAGGGGGCAACAAUCUUCGCUGUUACCUUCAAGUAGGUUUUGGUUUUGCUAGGGCGUUGGGGAUGGUGGAUGGGCGUAAGCAUCUGACUCUCUAGUUCUAAAGGUUGCAUAUUCAAAUCCAGUGAUACAAAGUAUUUUUGUUUUAAGACUGUCCCAAACCUUAACCCUUACCUUAACCAUUCGGAGUUAAUGCCUAACCUUAAGAAUUCGGCAUUAAUUGCUAAACUUGACCUUAAACACUUAGAAAUGUAACAUUAGAGAAACAUGGAUGAAUGUUCAAUUCUGACAUGAGACUGAGAGGAUGUUGGAUGGACGAGUGCUGUUUGUCAAUUUGUCCACAUUGUCUCCCCCUAGCCCACCGCUGCUGUGAAAGGCCACAGCGCCCAGGCUUCUCUCCAUGUAGAAAAAAGACAAGAUGGCAGCCCUCAUUGUAUGAGGAAUGACUUAUAAAAAUAAUCAUCCGACAAAUGAUUUUUUAAUUAGCUUUUAAGCAUGUGUUUAGAGAAGUUAUUGCUGGUGUGUGAAUUGCGCUCUGAUAAUCUUUAUCUCGGGCCCACAGCUGCAGGCUCUAAUGGCAGACACCAUGGACACCCUUGAAGGAAGGCGGACUGAUAGAGAACGUGUGUGGAAUGAAAUGCAAAAGGUAAAUAGAGAGAAAGUGAAAAGGACAAUGAGAGGGAUGAGGGGAUGGAAAUACCAAUGUCUACACUGUACCCUCCAAACACACGCUUAGCAUUCUCCCGACAAAAUCUAAAUGAUGAUUUGACAUAUCAAAUCAGGAAAGAUUUUUUUUAUUUUGCGUUGGGAUAUCCUUGUGGCAUGCCUGUCACCUCCAUUAAGAUUUACAAUGCCUACUGAACUUUCAAAUGGCUCCCAGGAGGGAGAGGCCCAUUUCAUUUUUCAGACCAAAUUAUUUUCUUUGUUAAUUAGUGUGGCUUUGGCAUUUCAUCUCACUACGGUAUGUAGUGCUGCAAACAGACUUGGCUUGAGAACAAAACCAAGUGUAAAGCUACUGUGAUACUUUAAUGCAGAUCAGCGUAUAAACAUCAAGUCCUGUUGGGCUGGAGCCUCGUUGGACAGCUGGAAAUUAAAGAUAAAUCACAUUACAAUAUCCCUGAUUGCAUUUCCAUGCUCUCUCUCUCUCCUGUGUGGAGUUGUUUCCUGGUGACUGGUGGUUAUGGGACUGAGCAGUGGAGAAGGAUAGGGAGGGGACCCAGGCUGCAGUCAGGAGGGAGGCAGCAGGGCAGCCAGGGUUGGUGAUGAAUGGGACAGGGGGAAGAGGUGGCAUGGGGGGGCGCAGUGCAGUGCAUCACUGGGUCAGUCUAUCUCACACCCAGCGGAGCAUGACCACAUCCGUUAGUGAUGGGCUGUAUUAAUCAUGCACACACAUCGACAUACACACAUACUCUAUCACACACACACACAGACACACGCAUAUCGACACAUACUCACACCUUAAAAGCCCACUGCAAUAGGCUGAGCCCAGCGCUGGUGGAUGGGUCUUUUCACCUCCUAUCUGACCCAUACAUCAUUCCUAUGCAGGGUCUGUCAAACUGAGCAGGAGAGGGUUGGGCUGGCAAGCUGUUUCUGUUUCAAUGUUUAAACAUUCAAUCGCUGUAAUGGAUACAGUAACAGUUGUAAAUUACUUGAAUUAUUCAAUGGGACACUACAGUACUUCCCUAUUUUGAUAUUUAACAGAUUUUCACUGAAAGGUCAAGCUUUACUUACGAUAACUAACAUCACAUUUUCUAACUUAUUGGUUAGUCACCCUGAAUUUAUUGUGCAUGUUGAAUUCACAUUGUAAUUUAUCGUCAUUGUGGCGGGUGUAAUUUUCCCUGAGUUAUCGGCACUGUCUAAAAUCAGUUGUUAAACUAAGAGACGUAAGGCCAUAAGGCUGCGGAAGGAAAUGGAAGCACUGCAAGCAAUGUAGAUUACCUUAUCUUCCACUCAGCCACGCCAUCUCUCAAGUAUUUUAUGUAAGGGCCAUUUGUACUGUUACUGUAUGCGCAAAUUAGCCGGUGCUAACAUACAUGCGCCAAUCCACUCUUUAAAGUGCAUAAGGUCAUAAAAUCUCAGAUCCUCAGACCUGUAAAAUCCAUAAUCAAUGCCCGCCGGUAUUUGCUUCAUAAACUCAGCAAAAAAAGAAACAUCCUCUCACUGUCAACUUCGUUUUUUUCAGCAAACUUAACAUGUGUACAUUUUUGUAGGAACAUAACAAGAUUCAACAACUGAGACAAACUGAACAAGUUCCACAGACAUGUGACUAACAUAAAUGGAAUAAUGUGUCCCUGAACAAAGGGGGGGUCAAAAUCAAAAUCAAAAGUAACUGCAUUAAGUACUGCAGUGCAUCUCCUCCUUUUGGACUGCACCAGAUUUGCCAGUUCUUGCUGUGAGAUAUUACCCCACUCUUCCACCAAGGCACCUGCAAGUUCCCAGACAUUUCUGGGGGGAAUGGCCCUAGCCCUCACCCUCCGAUCCAACAGGUCCCAGACGUGGUCAAUGGGAUUGAGAUCCGGGCUCUUCGCUGGCCAUGGCAGAACACUGACAUUCCUGUCUUGCAGGAAAUCACGCACAGAACGAGCAGUAUGGCUGGUAGCAUUGUCAUGCUGGAGGGUCAUGUCAGGAUGAGCCUGCAGGAAGGGUACCAUGUAACGCACAGCGUUAAGAUUGCCUGCAAUGACAACAAGCUCAGUCCGAUGAUGCUGUAACACACCGCCCCAGACUAUGACGAUCCCGCUCUAGAGUACAGGCCUCAGUGUACCGCUUAUUCCUUCGACGAUAAACGCGAAUCCGACCAUCACCCCUGGUGAGACAAAACCGUGACUCGUCAGUGAAGAGCACUUUUUGCCAGUUCUGUCUGGUCCAGCGACGGUGGGUUUGUGCCCAUAGGCGACAUUGUUGCCGGUGAUGUCUGGUGUGGACCUGCCUUACAACAGGCCUACAAGCCCUCAGUCCAGCCUCUCUCAGCCUAUUGCGGACAGUCUGAGCACUGAUGGAGGGAUUGUGCGUUCCUGGUGUUGUUGUUGCCAUCCUGUACCUGUCCCGCAGGUGUGAUGUUCGGAUGUACCGAUCCUGUGCAGGUGUUGUUACACGUGGUCUGCCACUGCGAGGACGAUCAGCUGUCCGUCCUGUCUCCCUGUAGCGCUGUCUUAGGCGUCUCACAGUACGGACAUUGCAAUUUAUUGCCCUGGCCACAUCUGCAGUCCUCAUGCGUCCUUGCAGCAUGCCUAAGGCACGUUCACGCAGAUGAGCAGGGACCCUGGGCAUCUUCUUUUUGUGUUUUUCAGAGUCAGUAGAAAGGCCUCUUUUAGAGUCCUAAGUUUUAAUAACUGUGACCUUAAUUGUUUAUUAUUAUUAUUUAUUUUACAUUUUUAGCAGACGCUCUUAUCCAGAGCGACAUACAGGAGCAAUUAGGGUUAAGUGCCUUGCUCAAGGGCACAUUGACAGAUUUUUCACCUAGUCGGCUCAGGGAUUAGAACCAGAGACCUUUCAGUUACUGGCACAACGCUCUUAACCACUAAGCUACCUGCCGCCCCACCAUCUGUAAGCUGUUAGUGUCUUAACGACCGUUCCACAGUUGCAUGUUCAUUCAUUGUUUAUGGUUCAUUGAACAAGCAUGGGAAACAGUGUUUAAACCCUUUACAAUGAAGAUCUGUGAAGUUAUUUGGAUUUUUACAAAUUAUCUUUGAAAGACAAGGGUCCUGAAAAAGGUAUGUUUAUUUUUUUGCUGAGUUUAUAUCCUGAGAGUGACGACCAACCAUUUCUCAACACCAUCAUUUAUUGAGUGCGGCCACUCGACGCCUACCGAAAUAUUAGAGGUGGCAAGUUAAUUUUCCCUUCUCUUCGGCUCUCUUCAACUGGCAUAAAUCAGCAGGGCAUUAACUAACAAAUAGAAAUGACGACUUGAUUCUGACACAGGUCUGCAUAAACAUUGUUUUCCUGCAUACACAUUGUUUUCCUGUUUGUUUUUGGCCAGUCAUUAUAAGGACAUUGGCCCUUGCUGUAAAUAAAUGACAUAAAAAUAACUGCACUUUCCCCAGUUUCGGCAGACGGACGGCAUCAAUGUUUUCCGCUCCAUAAAAUAUCUAUAAGAAAUGUGGACUGCACCGCAGCGCUGUAGUGUUUUACUCAAACUUCAGAAUAUUUCCAACCCCCUCCCCCUGAAAAGAUGGAAAAGCUUACAAUCAGUGCAUCUGUGAGUGCUUGUACAGGAGUCUGUGCUCAAACGACACAAAGCAAAAGUACAAAGUAGUCCUAAACUGUGACUCACCACAAAGUUUCAUUGUUAUUGAUUUGGAAACUAAUUUGACUUGAAAACAGUGAAAAGGUCACAAUGUUUUAAGGGCUGUAUUGACUGGGUUAUUUUGAAUACAUUGAGGGUCAGUCGAUAGGGUAACACUCCGUCACCGUUGUGAUGAGGGCUGACAGGUUUGAUGGACACUUUGACAGGUGUCAUAUCACAGCUCAGCUCCAUGGGCAUGGCAUGGCAGCCUCUGUAGACACACACAUAGAGCCUGGCGGGUAGGAGCGUUGGGCCAGUAACCGAAAGUAUUUUUUAGUUGUAUUGUGUUUGUAUAUCGUAUUUUAAAUUUCUGUGACUGUUCUUGUCUGUCAGUGUUUUGUUACUUCCUGGACCCCAGGAAGAGUAGCUGCUGCUUCUGCAAAAUAUAAUGGGUAUCCAAAUAAACAAAUAGAUAGAUAGCACAGCCACCUCAGUCAGCCCCGGGCCCUGGGCCCUCUGAAGCUGCUGCUGCUUUUCAUAUAGAAAGUGGUGCAGAUGCGGCCUGCAAACCAAUGGAGAGGCUAAUUGUUGUUCAAAUGGAGUCCCAGGUUCUAAGGUGUAUGGGGGGGGGGGGUGGAGUGUGUAUGUAAGGUGAGAAAGUGCAGCCCCACUUCUCCUGCUCUGAGUUUAGGUGAAUCCCCAGGGUAUGGCUGUGGAGUUUGGUCUCAGAUCCCACGAAUAGAAACAGACACCCCAGCACCACCACCUCCACCAUCAGACUGGCUCCUCUGUCAGUCACAACACACAAAUCCCUCUCUCACCCUGUCUCUUUCAGUCUCUCUAUAUUGUAUCUCCCCUCUAUCUCACUCUUUCUCUUUCAGUUUCUUUCGUUCUUUUAUUUCCCCCUCUCUCUCUCCUUCUCUCUCACCUCAGCCUCACUUUGAGUGCUCCCUCUCUGUCUCUCCCCGGUACUCCAAAUAGGUUUUUCUAAAUUCAUCUCUUCAUCAUACAUUCACUUUCAUAUUUCACUCCCUUUCUCCUCCUCCCUUUCUCUGGUAUGAGCGCGGGCUGCGCACAGUAAAUUCUCACACCAAGCCUUCACCUCACAAAUGAAUGAGGGAAGUACAGGCCAAACCCUACAUCUCUACCAGGUAAUUACUUCCCUGGAGGGGCAGAAAGGAGAGGAGGGGCUGAGCUGCUGGGCUUGGCUCGCAACACCAUAAAAAAAUAAAAAAUAAUGUCACACUAAACACAGUGAGGGAAAAAAGUAUUUGAUCCCCUUCUGAUUUUGUACGUUUGCCCACUGACAAAGACAUGAUCAGUCUAUAAUUGUAAUGGUAGGUUUAUUUUAACAGUGAGAGACAGAAUAACAACAAAAAAAUCCAGAAAAACGCAUGUCAAAAAUGUUAUAAAUUGAUUUUCAUUUUAAUGAGGGAAAUAAGUAUUUGACCCCUCUGCAAAACAUGACUUAGUACUUGGUGGCAAAACCCUUGUUGGCAAUCACAGAGGACAGACGUUUCUUGUAGUUGGCCACCAGGUUUGCACACAUCUCAGGAGGGAUUUUGUCCCACUCCUCUUUGCAGAUCUUCUCCAAGUCAUUAAGGUUUCGAGGCUGACGUUUGGCAACUUGAAGCUUCAGCUCCCUCCACAGAUUUUCUAUGGUAUUAAGGUCUGGAGACUGGCUAGGCCACUUCAGGACCUUAAUGUGCUUCUUCUUGAGCCACUCCUUUGUUGCCUUGGUUGUGUGUUUUGGGUCAUUGUCAUGCUGGAAUACCCAUCCACGACCCAUUUUCAAUGCCCUGGCUGAGGGAAGGAGGUUCUCACCCAAGAUUUGACGGUACAUGGCCCCGUCCAUUGUCCCUUUGAUGCGGGGAAGUUGUCCUGUCCCCUUAGCAGAAAAACAUCCCCAAAGCAUAAUGUUUCCACCUCCAUGUUUGACGGUGGGGAUGGUGUUCUUGGGGUCAUAGGCAGCAUUCCUCCUCCUCCAAACACGGCGAGUUGAGUUGAUGCCAAAGAGCUCGAUUUUGGUCUCAUCUGACCACAACACUUUCACCCAGUUCUCCUCUGAAUCAUUCAGAUGUUAAUUGGCAAACUUCAGACGGCCCUGUAUACAGUGGGGGAAAAAAGUAUUUAGUCAGCCACCAAUUGUGCAAGUUCUCCCACUUAAAAAGAUGAGAGAGGCCUGUAAUUUUCAUCAUAGGUACACGUCAACUAUGACAGACAAAUUGAGAAAAAAAAUCCAGAAAAUCACAUUGUAGGAUUUUUUAUGAAUUUAUUUGCAAAUUAUGGUGGAAAAUAAGUAUUUGGUCACCUAUAAACAAGCAAGAUUUCUGGCUCUCACAGACCUGUAACUUCUUCUUUAAGAGGCUCCUCUGUCCUCCACUCGUUACCUGUAUUAAUGGCACCUGUAUGAACUUGUUUUUGAGUGAAAACCUCCUUCCAUCAGCAACGGCAUUGAAGAUGAAACGUGGCUGGGUCUUUCAGCAUGACAAUGAUCCCAAACACACCGCCCGGGCAACGAAGGAGUGGCUUCGUAAGAAACAUUUCAAGGUCCUGGAGUGGCCUAGCCAGUCUCCAGAUCUCAACCCCAUAGAAAAUCUUUGGAGGGAGUUGAAAGUCCGUGUUGCCCAGCGACAGCCCCAAAACAUCACUGCUCUAGAGGAGAUCUGCAUGGAGGAAUGGGCCAAAAUACCAGCAACAGUGUGUGAAAACCUUGUGAAGACUUACAGAAAACGUUUGACCUGUGUCAUUGCCAACAAAGGGUAUAUAACAAAGUAUUGAGAAACUUUUGUUAUUGACCAAAUACUUAUUUUCUACCAUAAUUUGCAAAUAAAUUCAUUAAAAAUCCUACAAUGUGAUUUUCUGGAUUUUUUUUUCUCAUUUUGUCUGUCAUAGUUGACGUGUACCUAUGAUGAAAAUUACAGGCCUCUCUAAUCUUUUUAAGUGGGAGAACUUGCACAAUUGGGGGCCAAGCUUCCUGCCAAGCUUCCUGACAUCCAGGACCUCUAUACCAGGCGGUGUCAGAGGAAGGCCCUCAAAAUUGUCAAAGACUCCAGCCACCCUAGUCAUAGACUGUUCUCUCUGCUACCGCACGGCAAGCGGUACCGGAGUGCCAAGUCUAGGUCCAAAAGACUUCUCAACAGCUUCUACCCCCAAGCCAUAAGACUCCUGAACAGCUAAUCAUGGCUACCCGGACUAUUUGCACUGCCCCCCCACCCCAUCCUUUUUACGCUGCUGCUACUCUGUUAAUUAUUUAUGCAUAGUCACUUUAACUCUACCCACAUGUACAUAUUACCUCAACUACCUCAACUAGCCGGUGCCCCCGCACAUUGACUCUGCAACGGUACCCCCCUGUAUAUAGCCUCCCUACUGUUAUUUUAUUUUACUUCUGCUCUUUUUUUUCUCAACACUUUUUUUGUUGUUUUAUUUUAAUUUUUUUUGUUAAAAAUAAAUGCACUGUUGGUUAAGGGCUGUAAGUAAGCAUUUCACUGUAAUGUCUGCACCUGUUGUAUUCGGCGCAUGUGACCAAUACAAUUUGAUUUGAUUUGAUUUGACUAAAUACUUUUUUCCCCCAGUGUAUGUGCUUUCUUGAGCAGGGGGACCUUGCGGGCGCUGCAGGAUUUCAGUCCUUCACGGCGUAGUGUGUUACCAAUUGUUUUCUUGGUGACUAUGGUCCCAGCUGCCUUGAGAUCAUUGACAAGAUCCUCCCGUGUAGUUCUGGGCUGAUUCCUCACCGUUCUCAUGAUCAUUGCAACUCCACGAGGUGAGAUCUUGCAUGGAGCCCCAGGCUGAGGGAUAUUGACAGUUCUUUUGUGUUUCUUCCAUUUGCGAAUAAUCGCACCAACUGUUGUCACCUUCUCACCAAGCUGCUUGGCGAUGGUCUUGUAGCCCAUUCCAGCCUUGUGUAGGUCUACAAUCUUGUCCCUGACAUCCUUGGAGAGCUCUUUGGUCUUGGCCAUGGUGGAGAGUUUGGAAUCUGAUUGAUUGAUUGCUUCUGUGGACAGGUGUCUUUUUAUAUAGGUAACAAGCUGAGAUUAGGAGCACUCCCUUUAAGAGUGUGCUCCUAAUCUCAGCUCGUUACCUGUAUAAAAGACACCUGGGAGCCAGAAAUCUUUCUGAUUGAGAGGGGGUCAAAUACUUAUUUCCCUCAUUAAAAUGCAAAUCAAUUUAUAACAUUUUUGACAUGCAUUUUCUGGAUUUUUUUGUUGUUAUUCUGUCUCUCACUGUUCAAAUAAACCUACCAUUAAAAUUAUAGACUGAUAAUUUAUUUGUCAGUGGGCAAACUUACAAAAUCAGCAGGGGAUCAAAUACUUUUUUCCCUCACUGUAUAUAACUUCACGCUCCUCUGGAAAAUCUGUCUACAUGUGAAAAUUGUUAGUUAUUGCUUAUAGCACACUGUAACUUGUUCUGUUCUCUUGUGUUUUGAAUUGUUUUCUGCUCAGGUGGGGAUGUUGGAGGAUCUGUUGUUCCAACUGGAGGAGACGUAUCUGAAGAACAAGGCUCAGAGGGCCAGUAGGAAGCAGAGGGCCGGGGCCCAGGGGGCAGAGGGGAAAGCCAGGGGAAGAUCCAAAGCAGGGGUCAAAAUAGGGGCCAAAGGAGGGGCUACAGUGGUGAUGGACAAGGACAAAGGCCUUCCCACUGAAAUCCAGCGGGAGACAGUAGUAACACCAAUGACCUUACCAGACCCAGGAUCUGACAGCCAGGACAGUGGAGGCCCGACGUCGUCCUCAUCCUCAAAAUGA
This is a messenger RNA of Coregonus sp. 'balchen', 20624 nucleotides long. The record is from the annotation of a GenBank genome assembly. Lineage: Eukaryota; Metazoa; Chordata; Actinopteri; Salmoniformes; Salmonidae.